Molecule: messenger RNA, 993 nt
Organism: Cryptosporidium muris RN66
Lineage: Eukaryota; Apicomplexa; Conoidasida; Eucoccidiorida; Cryptosporidiidae
Exons: 1
Coding region: 1-993 (330 amino acids)
Source: RefSeq, a predicted model, not a curated record
AUGACUUUAAUCACGUUAACAAUUUUAUAUGUAGUAUUACUGGUGAAAGAUUCUUUACAAAAGGAAAUUAUAGAUAGUCGUUCACCCUCAGGGGGUGUAAUGAUUAAUGGAUAUAGUCAUAAACCUGGGAUAUUUUACUUCCUAAAUGAGGAGUUAAGGUGGAGAGACAAUGAUUUACCUUUUUUAAAUUAUAUAUGGAACGUGAUUGCAAACUCCUUUGUAAAUUUACUAAAUUAUACAGAUCUGUCUGAAGAAGGCUUAUUAAUUACUUAUAGCAAUGAAAUUAUGAAUUUAGCAACAAGGACUGAGGUAAUGAACGAUAUUUAUAAGAAAUUUCUCCUUAAUAAAGGGUCUGUAGAUGAACUAAUUAUAUAUGAACAAGAAUUUAAGCCUAUGUACAAGAGAUAUCGUGAUGAGAUCACCUUAAGUCCCCUAAUUUCUAUUGCAGCACAUACUUUAGCACCAAUUAAUGCUGAAAAUUAUAAUUUACCAAUUUAUCCAGAUGAGACUUUAGAUCCAACUUUACGUAAAUUCAAAAUGGAAUUAGCAAUGAAUACUUGGUCAGCAGAAUUUCAAGAAUUUUCAGAAUAUUUCAAAGUAAUGAUUCCAAGAUUAUUGUCUUUGUGUAGAAAGAUUGAUAACCGUUUAAAAAAUAUGUGUAGAAAGACUACCAUUAUUGGGAAAGAUUAUUUAUUGGAAUUGAUAAGGGUACAGAAUUUUUUUUUGCAAUUACUAAAAGAUCCUAAUAUAUCUAAUAUUAGAAAAUUUAAUAAUAAGGAGAUUUUCACUUUUUAUAAUUCAGCGAAGAAAUUAAGAAGUGACUUGUUGGUUUUUCUUCCAUAUCAGAUAACUAUUAGAAAAGUAGAUCCAAUUAAAGCUGAUGCCUUGGGAAUUCCUAUGUUUAUAGGGUCCAAUUAUAACAGACUGGAUCCAGUAUCUAAAGCUUUUUAUGAUAACUUAGCUUUCGAAAAAUUAAAAGUUGACUCUAUUUGA